This is a messenger RNA of Doryrhamphus excisus (bluestripe pipefish), 2135 nucleotides long. It is a transcript of the gene tor4aa, whose product is annotated as torsin family 4, member Aa. Lineage: Eukaryota; Metazoa; Chordata; Actinopteri; Syngnathiformes; Syngnathidae. Gene Ontology annotation, molecular function: ATP hydrolysis activity; ATP binding. Gene Ontology annotation, cellular component: endoplasmic reticulum lumen; nuclear envelope. The record is from RefSeq and is a predicted model, not a curated record.
UCCAGUUCAGUUGAUCAACCACAAGAGGGUGCUGUACGCAACAUCUGUACAAUGGCUAGUAAUAAUAAUAAUAAUAAUACAAUCCAGGCAUUGCCAAUUGAGUACUAUUAAUGAGAUGUUACACUAUAAUUAGCUCAGAUGAUAGCUUAGCAUUUUGUGUACACUGCCCUCAUUGGACAAUAUUUUUAGUCAACGUGACUGGCCAGCAGUCCAACAUGCAAAUGAUCCUCUUCAUCCUAUUUCCAUGGAUGGGGAAGAGGAGUUGACCCCGUGAACGCGUGUCGGUGAAGCCCUGAUGAUCUUUCAUUGUGUGAAUGUUUUUCCCAGCAGAGGAGAAGAAAAGGGAAGUGGAGCUGGCGUGAUGUCGUGGAGGAGGAGGAGCCUCAGACUGUGAAGCCCAGCCGGAGGUGCAGCACACAAUGAGCACAACGCCACGCACGUUGACACGGCAGCGAUGAGCGACCAGUACAGCAGCUCGUCAUCCUCCCACACAGAGGAGGAGGAGGAAGAGACGGAGGAGGAAGAGAUGAGGGCCACGCCCCCCAGCAUGACCAAAUUGUCGUCCACGCUGCACGCCGUCAUCCGCAUCAAGCAGAAGUACGAGACCUUAAAGAAGCGGCGCCAGGAGAUGGCGAUGGUGAUGAGCAGCCUGACGGGGGCCCCGACCCGCGCCAGCCCCAAAAUCUUCACCUUUGACACCACGACCUCUGCGCCGCCGCUGUCCUCACCCGUGUGUCAGCGCAAGAAGAAGAAGAGGAAGAGGAGGGUGUUGUACCCCGAGAGGAGGCGGCGGCACCACCGAGCGCCCCGUCGGGAGUACAGUCCCGCCGAGUGUUGUCUCUGCCUGCUCAGCGCCAUCGUCUUCUUCCAGGUUUACAACGCCAUCGAGAACCUGGACGACCACGUGCUGCGAUACGACCUGGAGGGUCUGGAGAAGACCCUGAGGAGGGAGGUGUUUGGCCAGCAGGGGGCGUUGGAGGAUCUGCUGUCCCAGCUCAACGACUACCUGUCCACGUAUGUUCACAACAAGCCGCUGGUUCUUUCUUUGCACGGACCCAGCGGGGUGGGCAAGAGCCACCUGGGGCGUCUCCUGGCGGGACACUUCCGCUCAGUGGUGGGGGAGCCUCUGGUCCUGCAGUACUACGUGCUGCACCACUGCCCCCAGGACGCCAACGCCCCGCAGUGCGCCCGAGACCUCCACGCCCUCAUCUCAGCCAUGGUGGAGCAAGCGGAGGAGCAGGAGAAGAUCCCGCUGUUGGUGUUUGACGAAGUGGAGCACAUGCAAGGGGACCUCCUGGAUGUUCUCCACAACCUGGUGGCAUCCAAGCAGUCCAACCAGUUCCUCAACGCCGUCUACGUCUUCCUCAGCAACCUGGGCCAUCAGCACAUCACCAAGCAUGUCCUGCACAACAUCUCCGCCACUUCCUGUUGUAACGGCAACCCGCUCAGAGCGCUGACCCCCGUCUUACGGAAGUCUCUGGAGGCGCUUCAUGCUCUGUGGACGCAGGCGGACAUCUUGUCUAUGGGCCUCUUGGAGAAAAGUCAUGUGAUGCAGUGCUUCCUGGAAGAGAUGACCCAGGAGGGAUUCUACCCUGACCGCACGCACGUGGAGAGGCUCGCCAGCGAGGUGGAGUACUAUCCCACCGCGGGGGGGCGGGAAUAUUCCGUGACUGGAUGCAAGCAGGUGGUGGCCAAGGUCAACCUGCUGUGAAGGUCAACAAGAAACUCGAUGCUGGCAAAAACGUGGGGGACCGGGACGCCCCUCCACACCACCUGCCGGUUCUUUUUCUAAACAAGGUCCUAGCUCCGAGUCCUGGACUAGAAGUCAUGGAGUCCUCAUGCUUCCAAUCAUGUAGAAGCAAACCAGCACCGCUUUUCCCUAAAUCAGACUGAUCCACCUAAUUGACACUAACAGGCUAGCAGUGCAUUACUAUAUAUGGAUAUAUUUUAUCGUUUUAUACUCACUCCAUCUCCACAUUCAAGGCCUGUCCACACGGAAACCUUCCUGGGAAUUGUACUUUUUGGCAUCCACACUGUGCCGGAUGAAUAAAUACAGUAGUUGCAUCCAGACAGGAAGAGAUGAUUGGCUGAAAAGCAUAACACAACACAGCACGUACAGCGGUCUAGUGGUUAGC